Messenger RNA from Alternaria burnsii, 876 nucleotides. RefSeq lists its product as uncharacterized. The transcript has a single exon. NCBI's taxonomy places the organism in Eukaryota, Fungi, Ascomycota, Dothideomycetes, Pleosporales, Pleosporaceae. The coding region runs from base 1 to 876 and encodes 291 amino acids. The record is from RefSeq and is a predicted model, not a curated record.
AUGACGCCUAAUUUCACGAUCAAGUCCGGCGCCAAUAGCUACAUGGUAGACCUUGAUAUCAUAUCUUCUGCCUCGGAGUAUUUUAAAAUCGCAUCGCAGUUUGGGACAAAGGCUUCUGAAGGUGUGGUAACACUUCAUGAUGAUGCUCCCGCAAUGGUCGACAUGAUGGUUGAGUUCCUCCAAAACGCCGAUUACCAUCCCACUGCUUGGAAACCCGACACGGACUCAGAAUCUUUGGUCUGGAUCAGAACGUGCGGUAUCAAUCCAUACAUGUGUCGCGAAAGUACAGACAAAUAUGGCCCUCUCAGUGGUAGUGGCGUAUCGAUCGCUCUUUCUACACACUCAUCACCGAACUCUGACGUUGCACCUCCAAGCAACUCAAACAAGCGGGCAUUUUCGGCUCUCGACGACAUCCAGCCAGACAAUGUGUCCCACAAACGACAACGCGUCGCUCCAAGCAUACCAAAGGGCUCAGGCUUCGCGCUCUACCAUACACCAACACCUCGCCACAUGUUGCUACACCUUCAGCUCUGGGAAGUAGCCGACAAGUAUUUGGUGCCUGAUCUUCAAGCUCUCUGCACCCAAAGAUUCAAGGAGGCAGCCGAAUAUUACUAUAGUCAUCCAGAGAUGAUUGAUGCAAUCUUGUUCGUCUAUGGAUAUCUUUCUGACAGUGCGAAGGAUUUGCGGAAGUUCAUAGUGUCGAUCGUUGAUGACAACCCUAUCUUGCUUGAAGAUGCGGAAAUUCAGGGAUCCGUAUUCUAUCAAGAGUUAUGCGAUGCGGUGGUAUCAUUAGCGAAUGGGCGGACGGAUCGGCCAGACCCUUUUAGGGGAAAGUCGCAAUGUUUCCAAAGGAGCAACUGGCCUCAUGUCUCUUAG